Sabethes cyaneus is the source of this 6082-nucleotide messenger RNA. RefSeq names its product blastoderm-specific protein 25D (gene Bsg25D). Bases 884 to 4975 code for a protein of 1363 amino acids. The transcript has 7 exons. The record is from RefSeq and is a predicted model, not a curated record. Gene Ontology annotation, molecular function: calcium ion binding. Lineage: Eukaryota; Metazoa; Arthropoda; Insecta; Diptera; Culicidae. Gene Ontology annotation, biological process: microtubule anchoring at centrosome. Gene Ontology annotation, cellular component: centrosome.
CGAAGAUUGGAUAUUACGAUAAAGAAGUGAAAAUUUUCUUUUUAUUCUAGACAAUUUUAGACAAAAAUUGUACUACUUACAUGUUACUUAGUGUAUUUGUCGAGGUGUUGUUUGUGUAGAGGCCUACUUCUAGUUGUAAUAUAGGAUGAAAGCCCGCGUUCCGGACGUUGUGUAAUAUUUUCGCGAAUUUUCAUUUUUCCAAUUGUGGUCAAACAAAAGUCACCACAAUAGCUGUGAACAGCAACAAAAGAUUCUAUUGUAGGUAGUAACAUUUGCUACAUUGCUUGUGUCGAUCGGUGACCCCGAGGAAAAAUCAAAGAAAAAUCGAUUUUCGAUUGGUAUAUAGCACUUAACACCAAUCAGCCAGCGCCAGCGGUGAAGCAAGCGAGCAAGCAAGAAAAGCUAUAGAAGUUGACGGUAAACUACCUUUCCAUUUUUGUGUUUAAGUGAAACUUGUAAUGGUGCCGCCGCGCCGUCGUGUUCGAUAGAGUGCAAGCAAGGUCUUUCGAAAUAUAGCUGCUUGUUUCGGUAGAAAAGCUGCGGCGGCAAGUUUGCGUGUGAGAAUGUCACGGCGAUCGUAAAAAUCAGGCCCAAAAUGUUUGGCCAAUAAAAAUGAAGCUGGUGUUGUCCCUGGGCAUGCUGCCCUAGUUAUCGUACCGUGCGAGGCUGUUAAAUUUUCCACUGCUUUUGUGAACUGCGCGUGCAUUUUGGGCCGUUAUUUAGAAGAAUAAAAAACGGUAGAAAGAGGGAAAGAGUGUGAAAAUACGGUUAAAAACAAACAUCGGUUGUCGUCGGUUGUGGUGUAUGUUUGGGAAUCGUGCUAAGAAAAAGAAGAAGAAAAAAAGAUCCACUAACCUACCGACCCCUGUGACCUCCUAAGGAAAUGGCCCUUUCUUCGGAUCCACACGAGCAGCGUUUGUUUCAGAUGUUUCAAGCACAUGACGUCAACUCUCGUGGUAGUCUGGAUCGGGAGGCCCUAGGGAAACUUUGCCGUACUUUGGAGCUGAAGGAGCGAGGUCAGCAGCUGGUGAAGUGCCUGCUUAGAGACGAGAAGUCUCGUGUAACGUUCCAGGAGUUCCGUGAAGGUUUGCUGCACAUUCUCGGUGUAGAGGAACCGGAGGAUCAAGCGGAGCCAAAAUCGCUAACUUUAGGAGAUCGUCUAGAUUCAGCGGACAGUCAUAAUGUGUCAACAGGUUCUCCCACGGCUGUAUCCUCGAGCCCCGCCUCUUCCUGCAGUAGUAGCGGCAACAACAGUAACAACAACAGAAGCAAUCUAAAUGCGACGGCGGGCAGCAUAAUUUCCAACACAUCCAAACAACAGCACCAUCAACGUUCCCAUCCACAUUCCUACCAGCAGCGGCAGACAGUAGACAGAGAUGCUCAGCAUAGGGCAGAGUAUAGCGAAUCAGUCGCAAAAGUUGUCCCCAAGAGUGCAGUGCCAUUGUGUGUCGAGGAAGAUCGUCUACUAACGUCCGCCACAGAUAAUCCCUCCAAUCCGAUAACGACCACCUCCGAUAACGAGAAUGAGUCAUCCGACCGGGAAGUGUCGCCCAAGUUCGUAGUCGGUACGAAAAAAUACGGCCGCAGAUCGCGGCCUCGAGACGAAUCCGCCGGACUGGACACGUCGUCAGAUUUCAGCAACUCGGACAACGAAUCCGUUCCUCCCAACCAGCAGAAGCAGGAAGCUGGCAGCAAAAACUCCUCCUCCUCGAAGGUGCAACGAUCAGCGUCGCAGAGUGACAUUCACGGCACGAAACGUCGCCGGCCCAUGAGCGGUGCUAGACUCAAACGGUGCGUGUCGUUACCAACACACCGUCAGCGACCGGAUCUGGCGCAGAGCAAGCUAAACGCCAAAGCCGUUCGCGAUCAGCUGAACAUGGACGAACAAAUGGAUAGGAAAAUCUAUCUUCUUAAGUUGUACGAAAAGCUACGGGAUAUCUGGGAUUCGCUGCUCGUCGAUGGCCACGGGACGUUGCUGAACCAAUCGCAACUGGAGGUGGUCUGCGAGCGGGCCGGUUUGCAGGAACUUCCGGCCAAGCUGGCCGCCCGGGAAGUGUUUGCAAAGCUGCGGCUCGAACCGAUCGAGGGGAUCGGCUUCGAUGAAUUCAUGUCGCUGCUGCAAAGUGAUUCGGACAUCCUUCCAAUCGGCGGUGGCGGUGGCGGCGGCGGCGGCUGCGAGAAGAAAACGGUAGCCGACGGUGAUUGUGUCGUCACGGCACGAAUGUUCGGCGAGAGCGACACUUUCAAGGCUCAGGAACUGGACCGCGAUAGUGUGGAAGAGACGGUCGGCUUUAGCGUACAGAUGCCAGAUUGGACGGCCGAAAUUGGAUCACUUUCGUCGUCUAUUAUUAUCGACAUGUGGGAGUCGGCUGGAAUCGUCGACGCGAGAAACCUGCUGCACGAUCUCGGAUUCUACGACGAUGAAAUUCAGGUGACAAACUUGGCUAGCGCCCUAGAGGACGAACAGCAGCGACUGGGCGAUUGCAGCGAAACGUAUGCCUUUGUGAAGGCCUCUCAAGCGCUGCAUAAAGCGGAAAACAGUGCUCUCCGGCAGGCUUUCGUUCAGUUGGUAGAGGAGAACAAAAAGCUGUACGCUGACAACAAGGAAGUUAACCAGCGAGCUCUGCUGAUUGCCCAGGAGGUAGACGAACGCCACAACUCGUUGGAAGCGGCCACCCGAAACAAGAUUCGCCUACUGGAGCAGCGUCAUCACGAAACCGUUAAGGAACUGACUUCGCAGUUGGCCUUCGAGCGGGAGCAGCUAACCGGUGCGAACGCAGCUCUGGAGAAACGAAUUCACGCCUUCGAGCUGGAGGAGAGCAGACAAAAGGCGGAAAUGAGCCGGCUAGCGGACGAGAACGACAGUCUACGCGUCGAGCAGGAGAACCUCACCAAAGAGAUGGCCGAUUUGCUGGAGAAGAACAUUCGGUUGAAUAAGGAUAUUACUGAGCUGGAGGAGAAUAACCGGAACGAUGUGGAUGAUGGAUUCGGUCGGAAGGAUGACGUCGAAGUGCUCGAGUUGAUUGAAAAGAUUUCGUUGCUACAGUGUGAGAAUUCUGAGUUGAGGGAUAAGAAUGAUGAGUUGAGCGCGGAAAUCGAGAUGUUGGGUGUGGAGCUAGCCAGGUUUAAACCGAAGAGGAGUGGCGUUAGCCGAACCAGUACGCUGGAAGUGUCACCGGUGGUGGUAGAAUCGGCUGGUGUUGGCGGUGAGGAAAAUGCUAGUGCCGCUAGGAAGCGACAGGGUGAUUCCCCCAGUAAGGCUCGCCUUUCGGACGAGAGUCCACGGUUGGGAAAACUGCGUAAGUGUAGUAAGGAACUGGAGAAUGAGUCGGACUCUAGUGGGGAUUGGGUGGCGCUGCAAUCCGAGCUUGGAAUGAAAGUUGAUAGUACAAUGGCUUCGUCGGGAAUUUCACAUGAUUACUCGAGCAAUAAUGAGUCUAGUUUCAACGACGAGGAGGUUCGACAGUUGAAGGUUAAAAUUGAGGAGUUGGAGAAGAAACUGGAAGAACAUAAGACUGGCUCUUCCGGGGAUAAGACUGAAGCGGAACGUCAAGAGACUGCAUCGGCCGAGGGUGCGGAACGUUCGGAAAAGGACAAACUGAAGAUUCGUUGCGAAGAGCUGGAAGCUAGUUUGGAACAAAUGAGCAAGGAGUACGAAGCUUGCGAAGAUUACUGGCAGAAUAAGGUCAACGAAGAACGUCAAUUGUUUGAGGAAGAACAACGAAUUUCGGACGAUAAGUUUAAUGAGCUGCUGAAGAAGAUGGCAGAAUAUGAGGAACAGUUUGCUGGUCAAGGUAGCAGCAAAGCUGAUGACGGACGGCUUUCGCCGAUUGAGGAGAAGGAUAUUCUUGAACAGCAAUACUUGGACCUGGAGCUGGAGCUACAGGAGGCUCAACGAAUGAUCGAGGAGAAGAGCCACGAAGUUGACCGACUGCGAAACCGAAUUGUCGAGUUUGAACAGUUGACCAAAUAUUCAUCGGAAGCAAUGCUAGCAACGCCACCUCGCGUAGAAACACCGGAAAUUGAUAGUCCAGCAAGCUCUCCCAUCAGUUAUCUGAUGAAACAAGGUACAAUCCAAGCACCGACUCGCGACUAUCAGAAUCCAAACUGGCCGCUGAAGUCGGUGAAUCAGAAUAACCCAGCGGACAUCAUCGGUGAAGUUCGUCGAAAUCCGUCUCACUGUGAAGGUGAUGAUGACGAUCAGCUGCUGGCAACAAGUAACGAAGAUUCGGGCUUCAAUCGAACAAUUUCUCCAAUUCAGAAGCCUACGGCUUCUGUGAGUGAUGUGGCUUCAUGCGGGGCGAUUGAUCAUCAGGCUGAUUUGGUCGAUAGCUCGGACACAGGAUCCGUGAAAUCCGCACGGAGUAUGCAUAGUUUGGCUUCGACUCAUAGCAUUCACAAAUCCGUGUCACAAACUGACAUUGCAUCGGCAACUCAAGAUCAGCUGAAGCAGUUGCGCUUGAUGCAGCUGCAGCUGCAGGAUGAGAUUAAGGAGUUAACCCAUCAGCGGGAUUGUUUGAAGGCGGAGUUCCAACAGCUGUGCGAAGCUAAACCAAUUCUGGCCCGGGCCUACACCAAGACGGCUCAUCCGAACCAAACCCAGAAGAUACAACAUCUUGAGCAGAAAAUACGGCAUCAGCAGCAGGUGAUGAAGCAGCAGCAAAUGUAUUCGGAAAAUAUCCUACAUCAAAUUUGGCAGCAGCAGCGCAGUGAAAUAACGGAACUACGAAACCGGCUGGAGGCGCAAAGUAUGGUCAUUUCCGACCAGGCAACCCGGCUGGCCAGUAACGAUUUGCUCGUUAAGGAUCUGUACGUGGAAAAUUCACACCUGAUGACACAGGUCCAGCGGCUGGAGCAGCAGAAAGCGCGCGCCACUCUGUUGCAGCAGCUUUCGCAGGCCACAGCCAACGCGCACCAUCAGGCGACGGCACACCAUCCGAGCCAGCUGAGCGGUAUCAUGCCCGGGUUGCCGUAAUAUCGCGACCGAGCGGCUCGGAGGAGUAUACUAACGUGUCAUGAUUGUAAGGUUGUUUCGUUUUAAUGUCUAGAACUUAGAAGUAUGAACCCAUAUUUACUGUGACGUCUUUGGAGAGCACUUCCGUGCUCGAUGGGUGAGUGUAAUGAUACAAAACUUUUGAGAAGUAGUAGUCAUGUUCCAAAUGUUGGACUAUUUCUAAACAACGCACCAAAAUACUAGAGCUAGCAUGAAGCAGUUUUCAUAGCGACGAUACACAAAAUUUAUUUAUGUACUAAAAUUGUUUAAAGUUAGGUAUGUAAAUUCUACUGAAUUGUUUGGCAAUUCUACGUUUCAUGGAACAAAAUACACAUAAUUUAUUUUAUACCUGAUUAGAUAGAAGCGAUUCUCCCUGUGAAAGAGAGUAAUUAUUAAGAAAACGGAAACCGGUAGGUGAGCAACUAAAUCACCCGCAACCAGUCGCUACCUGCAUUCGAAUUGUUUCCUCACUCAUUCGAAUGGAGUAGCAAUUCAAACUUUCAUUGUUUCAUUUUCAACCGAAGCAGGAAACACCUCACAAUGACUGAGUAAAAACAAUUGGUAUUAAUUAGUCAAACUACAUACUAUAAAAACACAAACUACGCGAAAGCCUUUCUAGCGCCAGUUCUGUGAUGAUAACGGGGCCGUAUCAUGGAAAACUAAAACAUCACACCAAGCAGCACCAGAGCUGGGCAUCACCAAUAAACUACCAACCAUCAAAUUGGCCUUAAAUUUUGAGAAAGUUAACUAAUUGUUCCGUUUUGUUUGAAUGUUUUGUUGUUGUGUAUAAAUGUUUUCGCAUUUUUAUCCAACCGUAUUAUGUGGAACGUUUCUUUUUUACACUGCAUGAACUUUAUCGUGUGGUUUUACUAUUUGCAUACAACAGGCCUAUUCGCUUCAAGAAGUAACUAUAAUCUAUACAAGAACAGAACUAAACUACGACUAUGCAAACGUAAUUACUUGAAAACAAACUACAUAUAAUAAUAGAACAGCGAUUUCUAUUUUGUCGGUUAGAGAAAAUUAGAGCAAAUUAGCCAGAAAAGACAUAUUUGAUAGUUUAUCGUAAGAGCAAUGAAUUGUGAAUAAAAU